Messenger RNA from Molossus molossus (Pallas's mastiff bat), 6660 nucleotides. RefSeq names its product myosin VIIB (gene MYO7B). The coding region runs from base 1 to 6456 and encodes 2151 amino acids. NCBI's taxonomy places the organism in Eukaryota, Metazoa, Chordata, Mammalia, Chiroptera, Molossidae. Gene Ontology annotation, cellular component: myosin complex; cytoskeleton. The transcript is spliced from 47 exons. The record is from RefSeq and is a predicted model, not a curated record. Gene Ontology annotation, molecular function: protein binding; cytoskeletal motor activity; ATP binding.
AUGUCGGUCUUCAGGCUGGGUGACCACGUGUGGCUGAACCCCACCUUUGCCAACAAAACCAGCAUCGCCAUCGGGGGCGUCGUCAAAGAAACAAAGCCUGGCAAGACCCUGAUUGAAGAUGAUGAGGGCAAGGAACACUGGGUCCAGACAGAGGACCUUGGCACCCUCAGCCCCAUGCACCCCAACUUGGCUCAGGGUGUCGACGACAUGAUCCAUCUGGGGGACCUGAAUGAAGCAGGCAUGGUGCACAACCUCCUGAUCCGCUACCAGCAGCACAAGAUCUACACGUACACAGGCUCCAUCCUGGUGGCCGUGAAUCCGUUCCAGGUGCUGCCGCUCUACACGCGGGAGCAGGUGCAGCUAUACUACAACCGCCACAUGGGAGAGCUGCCUCCGCACGUCUUCGCUGUGGCCAACAACUGCUACUUCAACAUGCAGAGGAACAAGAGGGACCAGUGCUGCAUCAUCAGCGGCGAGUCUGGGGCGGGGAAGACGGAGACCACCAAGCUCAUCUUGCAGUUCCUGGCCACCGUCAGCGGCCAGCAUUCCUGGAUUGAGCAGCAGGUGCUGGAGGCCAACCCCAUCCUGGAAGCCUUUGGAAAUGCCAAGACAAUUCGAAAUGACAACUCGAGCCGCUUCGGGAAGUACAUCGACAUCUACUUCAACCCCAGCGGGGUGAUUGAAAAUGCACGCAUCGAGCAGUUUCUCCUGGAGAAGUCCAGGGUCUGCCGGCAGGCCCCGGGGGAGCGGAACUACCACAUCUUCUACUGCAUGCUCAUGGGGAUGCGCGCUGAGGAGAAGCAGCUGCUGAGCCUGGGGACGCCCCCCGAGUACCACUACCUGACCAUGGGGAACUGCACCUCCUGCGAAGGGGUGGACGACGCCAGGGACUACGCUCACGUGCGCUCGGCACUGAAGAUUCUCAUGUUCUCGGACGCUGAUAACUGGGACCUCAGCAAGCUGCUGGCGGCCAUUCUGCACCUGGGGAACGUGGAGUUCAUAGCUGCAGUCUUUGAGAACCUGGAUUCCUCCGACGUGAUGGACACGCCUGCCUUCCCCACCGUGGUGAAGUUGCUGGAGGUGACGCGCCAGGCCCUCCGGGACUGUCUCAUCAAGCACUCCAUCGUCAUCCGCGGAGAGGUUGUCACCAGGCCUCUGAACAUCGCCCAGGCUGCCGACCGGAGGGAUGCCUUUGUCAAGGGCAUCUAUGGGCACCUCUUCCUGUGGAUUGUCAAGAAGAUCAAUGCUGCGAUUUUCACUCCGCCUGCCCAGGUCUGCAAAAAUGUGCAAAGGGCCAUCGGCCUCCUGGACAUAUUUGGCUUUGAAAAUUUCCAGAACAAUAGCUUCGAGCAGCUCUGCAUCAACUUGGCCAACGAGCAUCUGCAGCAGUUCUUUGUGCGGCACGUGUUCACCCUGGAGCAGGAGGAGUACCGCUCCGAGGGCAUCGCCUGGGACUUCAUCCACUACACCGACAACCAGCCCACCCUGGACCUGCUGGCCCUCAAGCCCAUGAGCGUCAUCUCCCUGCUGGAUGAGGAGAGCCGCUUCCCACAGGGGACAGACAUCACCAUGCUGCAAAAACUGAACAGUGUCCAUGCCAACAACAAGGCCUUCCUGCAGCCCAAGAACAUCCAUGAUGCCAGAUUCGGCAUUGCCCACUUUGCCGGCGAGGUGUACUACCAGGCAGAAGGCUUCUUGGAGAAGAACCGAGACGUACUGAGCACAGAUAUCCUCACCCUGGUCCACUCCUCCCAAAACAAGUUCCUGAGGGGAAUCUUCCUGUUGGAGUCAGCAGACAUCAAGCUAGGCCACGGAACCAUCCUCCGGGGCAAGGCAGGGAGCCAGCUCUUCAAGUCUGCAGACACUGGCAGGCGGUCUGCCACCUUGGCUGGCCAGUUCAAGCAGUCCCUGGACCAGCUGAUGAAAAUCCUGACCAACUGCCAGCCCUACUUCAUCCGCUGCAUCAAACCCAAUGAGUACAAGAAACCGCUGCUCUUCGACCGGGAGCUGUGCCUGCGGCAGCUGCGCUACUCGGGCACCAUGGAGACUGUGCGCCUCCGCAAGCUGGGCUUCCCCCUGCGCUACACCUUCACGCAGUUCGCCAUGCGCUUCGGCGUCCUGCUGCCCAGCACGGCCCGCCAGCAGCUUCAGGACAAGUCUCGACAGAUGACGCUGUGUAUUGCUGAGAAGUGGCUGGGGACAAACAGUGACUGGAAAGUGGGAAAGACUAAAAUUUUCCUGAAGGACGGACAGGACACACUGCUGGAGCUGCAGAGGAGCCGGGCCCUGGAAAAUGCAGCGAUUAGCAUCCAGAGAGUCCUGCGGGGCUACAAACACAGGAAGGAGUUUCUGAGGCAGCGGCAGGCAGCUGUGACUCUUCAGGCUGGGUGGAGAGGCUACUGCAACCGACGGGACUUCCAGCUGAUCCUGCUGGGGUUCGAACGCCUGCAGGCCAUCACCCGGAGCCACCUGCUAGCGAAGCAGUACCAGGCCAUGCGGCAGAGGGUGGUCCAGCUGCAGGCCCGCUGCAGGGGCUUCCUGGUGCGCCAGCAGGUCCAGGCCAAGAGGAGGGCAGUGCUGGUCAUCCAGGCGCAUGCCAGGGGCAUGGCUGCCCGGCGGGACUUGCGACGGCAGGAAGCCAAUGUAGGUGGUCACUGCCCUCGAGAGCAGGGGCUGCCGGUCACCCCUGCCGGAAAGAAGAAAGGCCCGAGUGCCCCGCCCACCCAGAAGCGCAAGUCCAUCUACAACACCAUCACCGACACGGAGAUGGUGGAGCAAGUGUUCGGCUUCCUCCCAUCCAUGAUCGGGGGGCAGGAGGGCCAGGCCUCACCUCGCUUCGAGGAUCUGGAAACAAAGGCCCAGCACUUGCCCGAGGUCGACCUGGACACAGUCCCCAUGGUGGAAGAGGCGGAGGAGGACAUGGACGGCCUAGCCGAGUACAGCUUCGCCAAGUUCGCCGCCACCUACUUCCAGAAAUCGGCCAGCCACACGCACAUCCGGAAACCCCUCCGGCACCCACUGCUGUACCACGAGGAUGAUGCCGACUGCUCGGCUGCCCUGGCUGUGUGGGGCAUCAUCCUGAGAUUCAUGGGCGACCUUCCGGAGCCAGUGCUCUUUGCCAGGAAGAGUGGCAGCUCAGUGGUGCGGCCGGCUCGCGACGCCGGGCACAGGGACGGCAGCACCCAGCCUCCACAGCACGGGUCUGCACAGAGGCCCAGCCUCAGGGACAGAAGGAUCAAAGACAUCUCCUCCAUGAAGCUGAAGCGCUCGGCCCAGAUCACGGGCCAGGUGGCAAGCCGACUGAGUAUUGGAGAGGAGGCAUUUGAGUCUGAGGGCUCCAUCUCAGACCGCCCCAUGUCCAACCUGGAGAAGGUGCACUUUAUUGUGAGCUAUGCCGUCCUGAAGCCCAGCCUCAGGGACGAGAUUUACUGCCAGAUCUGCAAGCAGCUGUCAGAGAACUUCAAAAUGAGCAGCCUGGCUCGGGGCUGGAUCCUGCUCAGCCUCUGUUUGGGCUGCUUCCCACCCUCUGAGAGGUUCAUGAAGUAUUUGCUGAACUUCAUUGGUGAAGGGCCAGCCAGCUACGGGCCCUUCUGUGCUGAGCGCCUGAGACGCACCUGUGCCAAUGGGGUACGCACGGAGCCCCCAACUUGGCUGGAACUUCAGGCUGUCAAGUCCAAGAAGCACAUCCCGAUCCACGUCAUCCUGGUGACCGGAGAGAACCUGAUAGUCACCGUGGACUCCGCCUCCACAUCACGAGAAGUCUGCCUGCACAUCGCUCGCAAGCAGGGCCUCAGGGACCACCUGGGCUUCUCCCUCCAGGUCGCUGUGUAUGACAAGUUCUGGUCUCUGGGCAGUGGGCGUGACCAUGUCCUGGACGCCAUCAGCCAGUGUGAGCAGCUGGCCCGGGAGAGGGGUGAGAGCGAGCGCCAGGCGCCCUGGCGCCUGUACUUCCGGAAGGAGUUCUUCACCCCCUGGCACGAUCCCCACGAGGAUGCCGUCAGCACCGAGCUCAUUUACCGCCAAGUCAUCCACGGAGUCCGGUCCGGCGAGUACAGCUUCGAGAAGGAGGAGGAGCUGGUGGAGCUGCUGGCUGGGCACUGCUACGUGCAGCUGGGCGCCGCGGCGGGGAGAGCCGCGGUCCAGGAGCUGCUGCCUGGCGUCAUCCCCGCCAAGUUGUACAGGACCAAGCCCCCGGAGAACUGGGCUCGCCUCGUCUCUGCUGCCCAUGCCAAGGCACCCUACACCCAGGAGCGGGCAGCACCGCGGGCCGUGCAGGAGCAAGUGGUCCAGACCGCCCGCCUGCAGUGGCCGCUGCUCUUCUCCAGACUCUUUGAAGUCACCACUGUUUCUGGCCCCCGGCUGCCCAAAGCCCAGUUGAUCUUGGCUGUGAACUGGAAGGGGCUGGAUUUCCUGGACCAGAAGGAGAGGACCCUCCUGGAACUCUCCUUCCCAGAGGUCAUGAGCAUGAUCACCAACAGGCAGGCCCAGGGUGGGCAGAGGCUGCUGCUGUCCACGCUGCAUGAAGAGGAGUACGAGUUCGUGUCCCCCAGCAGCGUGGCCAUUGCCGAGCUGGUGGCCAUGUUUCUGGAGGGCUUGAAAGAGAGGUCCGUGUUCGCCAUGGCCCUGCAGGACCAGAAAGCCACAGAGGAUGUCAACCUCCUGGCCUGUAAGAAGGGGGACCUGCUGAUCCUGACAAAGAAGCAGGAGCCGCUGGCCUCCGAGAACUGGACCCUGGGCCAGAAUGCCCGGACAGGCCGGACGGGGCUGGUGCUCACCACCUGCCUCUACGUCAUCCCCACAGUCACCAAGCCCUCGGCACAGCUGCUGAGCUUGCUCGCGAUGUCGCCAGAGAAGCGGAAGCUGGCCACCCAGGCAGAAGCUGGCCACCCUGCAGAAGCCCUGUCUGAGGAGCAGGCCCAGGAGAAGCAGCACACCCUGGAGGAAUUCUCCUACGAGUUCUUCAGGGCCCCGGAGAAGGAGACAGUCAGCAGAGCCAUGUUCCACCUGGCCCGGUCCCGAGGCCACCUGUGGGCUCACUCCUCCGAGCCUCUGCGGCAGCCUCUGCUCAAGCGCGUCCACGCCAACACGGAGCUGCGGGACGCGGCCUGCCAGAUCUUCAUCGCCAUCCUCAAGUUCAUGGGCGACUACCCGUCCCGGCAGUCCUGGAGCCCCGUGGAGCUCACCGACCAGAUCUUCUCAUGGGCCCUGCAGGACGCGGCCCUGCGGGACGAGGUCUACUGUCAGCUCCUGAAGCAGCUGACGCACAACCCCGUGAGGCUCAGCGAAGAGCGGGGCUGGCAGCUGCUUUGGCUCUGUGCUGGCCUCUUCCCCCCUGGCAAGGCACUGCUGCCCCACGUCCAGAAGUUCAUAGACACAAGGAGGACCCAGCUCCUGGCCCCCGACAGCAGCCGCCGCCUCCAGAGGGUCCUGAGGGCGGGCCCCCGCAAGCAGCCCCCGCACCCGGUGGAGGUGGAGGCCGCGGAGCAGGCCGUCUCCCGGCUCUGCCACAAAGUCUUCCUGCCCAACGGCACCAGCGAGAUGCUGGAGGUGGGCGCCCACACCCGGGUGCGGGACGUGUGCGAAGGCAUCGCGGCCCGGCUGCAGCUGGUGUCCUGGGAAGGCUGCAGCCUCUUCAUCAAGAUUGCGGACAAGGUCAUCAGCCAGAAGGAGGCAGACUUCUUCUUCGACUCCUUGCGGCACGUGUCAGACUGGGUGAAGAAAAGCAAGCCUCAGAAAGAAGGGGCCCCUGUGACUCUCCCCUACCAGGUCUACUUCAUGCGCAAGCUGUGGCUCAAUGUGGCCCCAGGGAAGGACCUGAGGGCGGACACCAUACUCCAUUACCACCAGGAGCUGCCCAAGUACCUGCGUGGGUUCCACAAGUGUCUGCAGGAGGACGCUGUCCAGCUGGCCGGCCUCAUCUACAAGGCCCAGUAUGACAAUGACCAGUCCCAGCUAGCCAACAUCCCCAAGAUCCUGAGGGAGUUGGUGCCCGAGAAUCUCAUGCGCCUCAUGUCCUCGGAGGAAUGGAAAAAGGGCAUCCUGCUGGCCUACCAGCAGCACCGUGACAAGACGGUGCAGGAGGCCAAAGUGGCCUUCCUGAAGUGGGUCAGCCGCUGGCCCACAUUCGGGUCUGCCUUCUUCGAGGUGAAGCAAACCUCGGAGCCCUCCUACCCAGACAUCAUCCUCAUCGCCAUCAACCGGCACGGGGUUCUGCUCAUUCACCCCAAGACCAAGGAGCUGCUCAUCACGUACCCGCUCACCAAGAUCUCCAGCUGGAGCAGCGGCAGCACGUACUUCCACAUGACACUGGGGAGCCUUGUCCGGGGCAGCCGCUUGCUGUGCGAGACCUCUCUGGGCUACAAGAUGGAUGACCUGCUGGCCUCGUAUGUGCAGCAUCUCGUGGGCACGGUGGACAAGCAGCAGGGUGCCCGGGCCCAAACCCUGGCCAACCCCUAGCAGCGGGGAUCACGCGCCCUCCCUCCCGAUCCGAUGCGGUGGGCCCGGCUGCCUUCCUGCAGGAGGCCUUUCAUGCUGCAUCUCCCCAAGCACACUCCACACCCCUCACACUCCAGGCAGGGCCCCUACCUGGGGUGCGGACCGUGGGGCCGAAGGAGAGCCCAAGGUGGGGCAGGGUGCCAGGCCUCUAGGCCAGGGGUGCCU